UUAAACGGAAACGGUGCUGUACUGAACGACCGGUUUAAAAACGGGUAUGGGUUGGGAACGCUGUCAGCAUGGCCACUGGCCUUUAAAGGCGUCAUUCGUUGCUUCAAGUCACACCCACCAAACGUGCCUCAAAGUCUGUUCAAGAACAUUUUGGGGAAUCGUGUCGUUCAGUACAAACCGUUCCGCAACGUAUCAAACGUUCAUGCGAACUGAAUGCACCUUAGGCAUUGUGAGAGCUGACAUGUCUGCAACCAGUCAGCCUGGAACACGGCCAUUCACUGCUAACACUGACACCCGAGUUAAGCAAUUAAUUCGGCACAGGUGCGACCUGGGUAAAUUAACCUCAGUGCACUCUCAGAGGCUACAAGAGUAGUUGGCGCGGGGUGCACUUUCCUCUUGAUUGAUAGUGUGCAACCGAAUAGACGACUGUUUUCAGGAGACAAUGAACGGGGUAGCCCACAAACAGGACUCGGGUCCUCGACAACAGCUUUUCAACUGCAACCAUGCUGGUUGUGGGGCGACGUUCAAACGGGAGUGGCGUUUGAAAGAGCACGAGACCGUGCACACGGGAGUGCAACCUUUUCAAUGCAACGUGGCUGAUUGUGGCCGUCGUUUCUCACGGAAAUCUCACCUGAGUCGCCACGCACUUGGCCACACCGGGGUGAAACAAUUCAGAUGUACCUUUGUGGGUUGCACAAAGGCUUUCCUCAACGCGGACAAGUUGAAGAGACACGUCCAUUAUGCCCACGGGGAAAAGGACAAGUACUUUAAGUGCAAUUUUCCAAAUUGCUUAUUGACAUUCAAGAAACGGAGGGUGUAUAAAUUACAUUUGAAGGAGCAUGGAAUAUCUUCUAAUUUCAAAUGUUCGAAGAGGGGAUGUGGAGUCAUGUUUGACACCAAUGUCGCUCGCAAAGCCCAUGAGAAGAAACAUGCAGGGUACCGCUGCCCACAGCCUGAAUGCAAUCAUUUUGAGCAAACCUGGGGGAAAAUGCACAAGCACAUGGCCAAACACCCAGCCACAUUCACCUGUAAGCUGUGCCAGAAGGUGUUUAAGCAUGUGGACUCUCUGCGUAGACACAAGCGAACCCACGCCCUGCAGAAGCCUGUCCUGCUGUGCCCCAGCAGUGGCUGCAAGGCCUACUUCUCCACUACCUUCAACCUGCAGCACCACAUCCGCAAGACCCACCUGCAGCUCCUCAAGUACCAUUGCUGCUUCCCCGAUUGCCCCAGAACCUUUGCCAUGCGGGAGAGCCUAAGCAGACACCUGGCUCACCAUGACCCAGAUGCCAACCCUGAGAAGAAGAAGCGCAAGCGGCCCAAGAAGGCCUGGCAGAAGCGUCUGGAAGGCCACCAGCUGCCCCUGGUGGAGGAUGACCUGCGGCACCUCUUCGCCUUGCGCAUGAGGGUGUCACGACGGGCCAAGGUGGAGGUUAACCUCUCAGGCCUCUUCAACGAGCGCAAGAUCCCCCACUUUGUCGACUCGGAGGUCAACCUGCGUGACCUCUUCAGCAUCAAGCCCACUCAUUCCUCCUGCACUGCAGAGCGUGUCCCUGUGGAGGUCACCCACCCAGAGGUCACUGAUCAAAGGUUGAACUUGUAGCCUGAAAGUGUCAUAGUACCAUGUUGAAGUAAAUGCAAGUGAAGUACCAUUGCUCUUUUAGUUGAGCUUAACUGAGGUUUUGAAUGAUUUAAAAUAUAAUUUUUUUAUAGUGCAUAUAAAGCGAUUGGUCUUAUUGUUUUCCUGUAUAAAAGCACUUGUUUGUCCUUUGCGUGAUCAAAGCCGACCCCAAAAAAGAAGUAAAAAUUUGCAGCCAAGUCAUUGUUUGUCUAAAUGUUUAGGUCUGGGGAAGAUGGGACUGUGCCACCUAGUUUCUCUCCCAACUAAAAAAGUAAUGACAUCUCAGGGUGGUCAAUUACCCUGCAUCAGUCCUUAGUGUAAACCACAAGUUGGGUCGUGUGUCUCAGAGGGAGGUUAUGACUGUCGUGGUUUAAUGAUGCCAAAGAAUGCAACCUGAACCAGUCAAGCAAAGUUUUGGAACAGGUGUUUCGUGUGAUGUCAGUUUACUAGUGCCUUAACAGGUGUGCAGUUUGACUUGCAUUGGAAGUUAACUUUUCCUUCCAACACCCAUUAAAUAUGAAACAAAAUCGGACCUAUGAGUAACGAGUCCCCCACCAUUGAUUCUUCAAAGUGCAGGGCUCUGCUCGGGCACCAGGUCCAAUUCACUAGAGAACUCUCUAAUCCAAACAUCCGGUAGAGGGGGAGAGCUGCAGUAUAAAAUCGUCAGCUUUACAAUUGUGCCUAUUGAAAGACUGCAGAAUAAUUGAACUGCGCCGUCUGACCAGUGACAGAUUGUAUCAGACAUUUCUUCCCUCAAUCGCUUCCUAUCUGCCACUUACACUGAAUUGCUGUGUAAUAUGGCUAGCUUUCUAGUGUUCGUUCCAUCAGAAGCUCAUAUCACUUCAGCUGACUGGUAAUGGCAUGUCUCUGCUCGAUUGCUUCCUACAGAGCGCUCUCCCUGUCAUGAUUAAAGCACAGUACGUUUCCAGCUGAACUGGAAAUGCUAUAAAGCUAUACUGAACAAAAAUAUAAACGCAACAAUUUCAAAGACUUUCCUGGGUUACAGCUCAUAUAUGGAAAUCGGUCAAUUUAACUUCAUUGGGCCCUUGUCUAUGGAUUUCCCGGAACCCCACCGCCACCAUAAACGAAACUUUACCUUAUUUCUAUCACGGAAUCUGUAACUCUUCAGCUUCACCUCAACAGUUUGAAUCACUUUUUACCCUGUCGACUCACCAGUUGUUGAAAAUGGACUGAGUGCAGGAAGACUAACUUGUAAUCAUUCACAUUGUGUACUUUAUACAAAAUUAAUGAGUUGUACAGAGAUCCUCUUUCACACACUGGCGUACCAUCAUAUUCCAAAGUGUCUAGUUGUCCAAGUCCUGUGUUGUGGCUGUAAUAUGGCUGGGUCCAGUUGGACAUUUCAAAGCCUUUGCUAAGCCCCCUUCCAGCCUACCGUUGGAGCUCUAUUGGAGUACUUACUUUUGAUGUGUUUUCUGCUGCUGUUGUGGUGCUCAUUCUCCAGGGCUCCUCCUGCCGCCUCAGGCCACGUCAGCUCGUAAUCUUUCACAUAAAUCUGGCCUAUAUGUCUGCUGCUCUGCUGGUUAACGACCCACACCAUGGAGAGGGAACACACAUGAGCAUUUAUAAUUACUUUGGUUUUGGUGCUUUGUGUGAAAUGUUUUUACAACAGAUUAGUCCAUUAGAGAGUCUGGUGUCCAAAGCGUAAUUGAAAUAUAAAUGAUUCCCCAGUGUUCAGGGUGAUACAGGGUUAAUUAAAAAUUGUGAGUGUUUGAGGGUUUUCAAAACAAUGUGUUUCUUUGAUUUCUGAUUUAUUUUAAUGAGACAUCAGGGGGUCUCUAAGAAUUUACAGUUGAAAUUCAGCAGACUAGUUGUUUGGAAGAUGGGCCCUGGCUGACUCCAUGGUAAUAAAACAUUUACAAUUCAGCAUA
Molecule: messenger RNA, 3507 nt
Organism: Salvelinus fontinalis (brook trout)
Lineage: Eukaryota; Metazoa; Chordata; Actinopteri; Salmoniformes; Salmonidae
Product: P43 5S RNA-binding protein-like
Exons: 9
Coding region: 443-1600 (385 amino acids)
Cellular component (GO): nucleus
Source: RefSeq, a predicted model, not a curated record